Molecule: messenger RNA, 4697 nt
Organism: Pelmatolapia mariae (spotted tilapia)
Lineage: Eukaryota; Metazoa; Chordata; Actinopteri; Cichliformes; Cichlidae
Gene: brf1b
Product: BRF1 RNA polymerase III transcription initiation factor subunit b
Exons: 19
Coding region: 239-2356 (705 amino acids)
Biological process (GO): DNA-templated transcription initiation; transcription preinitiation complex assembly; transcription by RNA polymerase III
Cellular component (GO): transcription factor TFIIIB complex; nucleus; transcription preinitiation complex
Molecular function (GO): RNA polymerase III type 3 promoter sequence-specific DNA binding; TBP-class protein binding; RNA polymerase III general transcription initiation factor activity
Source: RefSeq, a predicted model, not a curated record
AACGUCACUCCAGCGCGCCACAGGAAGAAAACAAACUGCGAUCUGAAAGCAGUCAGUGAUCAAUAACUGAUCAAUAACCGUUAUUAGCAGCCAAUAAGGUGACUGGAUGUGUUCUGGGACGGAACACAGUUUCUAACGGACCAGACUCUGAAGUUCUCCCGGUGAGUGGAUCCGGAUCUCUGGGAGAGGAGCUCCUCGGUCCCGGUGUUUCAGGGACUGCUGACCUCUGACCUCCACCAUGAGCUCCCGGGUGUGCAGGACCUGCGGGGGGUCUGACAUUGACGUGGACCAGGCUCGUGGCAGCGCCGUGUGCACCAGCUGUGGUUCGGUUCUGGAGGACAACAUCAUCGUUUCCGAGGUCCAGUUUGUGGAGGGAAGCGGAGGCGUGUCGUCCGCCGUGGGACAGUUUGUGUCUGCUGAUGGUCCCGUUAAAGCGCCACUCCUUGGUUCUGGUUUCCACACCAGCGUCGGUAAAGAGUCACGAGCCCAGACACUUCAGAACGGUAAGCGUCAGAUCCAGCAGCUGGGCAGUCAGUUGCAGCUCAACCAGCACUGCCUCGACACCGCCUUCAACUUCUUCAAGCUGGUCGUCAGCAAACACCUGACCCGGGGCCGCAAGACAGAGCACGUCAUCGCUGCCUGCCUCUACCUUGUGUGCCGCACUGAGGGCACGCCACACAUGCUGCUGGACCUCAGCGAUCUGCUGCAGGUAAAUGUCUACAUCUUGGGAAAGACCUUCCUGCUGCUGGCUCGUGAGCUCUGCAUCAAUGCUCCCGCCAUUGACCCCUGCCUGUACAUUCCUCGCUUUGCACACAUGUUGGAGUUCGGGGCGAAGACUCAUGAGGUUUCCAUGACGGCUCUUCGUCUUGUACAGAGGAUGAAGAGGGACUGGAUGCACACAGGACGCCGACCCUCUGGACUCUGUGGAGCAGCACUCCUGGUAGCAGCUCGGAUGCAUAAGUUUCGGCGUUCAGUGAAGGACGUGAUUGGCGUGGUGAAGGUCUGCCAGACCACGCUGAGGAAGAGGUUAACUGAGUUUGAGGACACGCCCACCAGUCAGCUGACCAUCGAUGAGUUCAUGAGAGUAGAUCUGGAGCAGGAGUGCGACCCCCCCUCCUUCACUGCUGCACAGCACAAAGCCAAAAUGCAGCAGUUAGAGCAGGAGCUGGCUAAGAAACUGGAUGAGGUCGAAGGAGAGAUCAGCUGCUACAAAGACGAGAUUGAAACCGAGCUGGAGAAGAGUCGGCCCAAACUCAGAGGAAUCUACGCCGCUUACACCAAAGAAGUUGACCCCGAGGACAACGGCGAGGUUUUGUCAAUGCCAUCCGAGCCCGAGGAGGUUGAGAGCGAAGACGUGGAAUUACAAGCGGCCACCCACCACCUGACUGAGGACUUCCUGUGUCAGGUGAUCCAGGAGGAGGAGGGACGUGGCAUGAAGGGAGAUCAGGAGGCAGAGCCAGGGAAGGAGUCGAUGGGACCACACCGUCAGGCUGCCUCUCUGACCUCCAUUCUGGGAAAACUGCCGAGCGCCGCCAGCCUGAGCCUCCAGCAGACUUUCCAGACCUCGGACACAUCAGAGAGUGGCGAGAAAGAUCUCAGUGAGGAUAACGACUGUGACCACCCGCAGAGCGAGGAGCUGGACCUGGAAGGUAUUGAUGAUCAAGAGAUCGAUAAGUACAUCCUAAAUGAGAAGGAGGUUCAGGUGAAGACGGAGCUGUGGAUGAAGCAGAACGCCGAAUACCUGAAGGAGCAGAAAGAGAAACAGGAGCGGAUAAACAAAGAGAAGGAGGAGGGCACCUACAAGGAGAAGAAGAAGAAGAAGUCUAAGAAGCGGGACCAGAUCGAGGCAUUGACAGCGGGCGAGGCGAUUGAGAGAAUGUUAGAGAAGAAGAAGAUCUCCAGUAAGAUCAACUACGACGUCCUUAGAGAUCUUAACCGAGGAACAGGAAGUCCGACCAGGUCCCCCGACCACACCCCCGAUACCACCGUAGCACGAAAACGACUCAACCGCCGCCGGCGCAGGAAGACCAGUGACAGUAACCAAGACCUUGCAGCCAACACCAGCAUCAUGGGCAAGAGGUUCCGCCACCUCAUUUCCUCCACACCAAAAAAGAAGAAAACAGCUCAUCAGGUAGAGAGAACAGUCUCAGUGGUUACAGAAACAGAAACACCAGCAGAGACUGAGUCCAACCCACCCCCUGACUCUGCAGCAGAAACAAGCCCCACCCUCCCAACUGCUCCAUCCCCCAUGGAGGAGGAAGAGGAAGAGGAGGAGGAGGCAGAGGAGGAGUGUGUUAGCGCUCUGCAGCUGGUGGGAGAUUACGGUUGUGAUGCAGAUGAGGAGGAGAUCUUUUAACUCCGCCUGCUGACCUUUGACCCCACUGAAGAAACUCCAUCCAGGCUCCAGAGCCAAGGCAGCUGAUUCAUAUCUCACAGAUCAAUAACCAGUGUCAAGGGAAUGAGUUACUGAUCUGUUUUUAUUUGUGCUUUGAUUGAUCCGUGAUCAUUUUUAUUGAUCCUCCUACUGAGGUUUUUAGACGCUUUUGUAUUGACGUUAAAACCAGCUGUGUGUGUGUAUGUAAUUGUGUGUGUUUGUUGAUCCUGUAUUUCAAUACAAACAAACAAUAAGACAAACAUUCCUUCACAAUAAAGAAACUGACAGUGGUGACGAGUUUUUCUGGUCUCAGAACCAGACGAUCUUGGUUCUGACUGUCCAGUUUUAUGUAUUUAUUUGAUUUGAUUUUCGGUUGUUACAGACGGGACAGACAUGACUGGGGGAUAGGACAGGGAGAAAGAAUGAAAGAAAGAGAGGGAGAGAAAGAAAAAUAGAGGGGAGAAGAGAUGGUGAGAAAGGGGGGAAGAAAAAACAAAACAAAACACCUGGAUCACCUGUAUGGGGAUAAGAAAAAAGAGAAACAAACAAAAAAGAGCAACAUAAUAAAUACAACACAAUCACAAUAAACUAGCUAACAGUAGAUACUAAAUAUGACAUGUUAUUGUGCAGUACGCAAGAUCGACAGCGCACAAUGUGCUUUGAGGUAGCAGCCAAGAAAGGUGAAGUUUGUGUCUGUGAACACCCGUGUGUACACCUGUGUGGAUCGGCACGCUUGUAUUCAAAAGGUUUCUCCAUGUAACGAUCUGCUAGGAAGUGUGGGGAGCCACAGCCCCCUCCCCCAGGGCAUGAAGCAGGUAUGGAGGAGAUCCAGGCCCCAGACAUCCAGAGGCCCCAGAAUACGAGGACCCAAGGAGGACCACCAGGGGGGUAACUGUGCCACCCUCCUGGGAAGAGCUGAGGAGAGCCCCAAACGAGAGGUCACCCAGCAGCCACGGAGCAGAGGCCAGAGGGGGUUGCAGGCAGCCAGCUGUGCCAGAGAGGACCGGGCCUCAGGCCCAGAGGCCUGAGGGUACCCCAUCCCCCGGAAGGGGCCCAGCCAGGCCACAGGCGCCAGGUCCUGCCAAUCGGCCACCAGGAGUGAGUUGGUACAUACAUGAGCGCCCAGCCCCAGACACCAAGAACCACCAACACACCAACGUCUGAGGGCAUCAGCCACUGGCAGGGAGUGUGGUGAGGGGAGAUAGGCCUCCAUACCUCGGAGAGCCUGAGAUGUUCCCAGAGCAGGUGGAGUCUAAGACCCAAGCUGACAUAUAGACACAGACGAACAGGCGUACGCAGACACAAACAUGCAUUCCCACCCCCAUAUACACAAACAAAUACUCGGCACUCACCCGACGUGGAGACAGACACAAAUAGGCACUGUACACACAUUCACACUCCCCAAACAUACUCUAUAUCCCAGGUCCGGGUAUCCCCGCCCCCAGAGGGGCAAACCGUACCUGGACCCAGGAGAUGUAACCCUUCUCACUGGGGUGGAGGAAGGCAUACCGCCUCCUUAUCUGCAGUAGCAGGGAGGCCCCUGUUACGACCCCCUCUGCUAGGCGUCAGGGGGGGAGAAACAUACACAAGCCCUCUCACGAAACCGGGUUAAUAAAGGGUUUUAUUACAAACAUUAAACCAAAACCGACAGGGCUGUUCAACAGACCACUGGGCAAACAAUUAUUACAUAACGCAUCACAGACCCCAAUCCGACGGCCAGCACCUCCUCCCAGCCCCCCAGCCCCGACGGUUAACAGAACGGGGGGUGAGUGAAGACCCCAAAACUCCCCUCGCCCGCUCAUAUGUAGUGUUGCUGCGUGCUGUUCUAAAGUGCAUUUAAAACACAGGAGGGCAUGGUGCUUCCUGCCAGAGAGCAGCACGGCUCCUCCCGAAAACCCUCAGUGUCUAUAUGCAUUUAAAAUUGAGGGUAGGGCACCAGCGCCAGAGGUGGGUUUGAAUACACAGACCAUCCUCUGGACGCUGUAUAACAUGCCCACCCCCAAGGCCCUAUAUGUAUGUGUUAUGAGAGUAUGAGUAAUGUGGUUGUCUAGGUUGCGGAAUAAAAUUGAGGCACAGGCAGCCAGAAGGGGACAGAGGGGGAGUGCCUCCCCUGCACCCUGGUGACACACCUGCACCCCAAGCCCUGCAUGUGUGUGGGUGUGGUGGAGUGGGAAGAGGGAGGCAGCUGAGGAUGGGGAGGGAAGAAAGGGAGGGGCAAGCGGCCCCUCCCUGGGGCCAGCUCCCCCGCUGAUCCCAGUAGGCACCCCCACACUCUGGAGCCCACCAGGGCAAGGGGGCCCAGGCCCAUCCGGACCGGGGCCCA